GUCCUUCGUUAGCUCCGCGCACAACACGUGGUGGCCUGUGCCGCCAAGUGCCCAGCAGCAGCAUCAGCAACCACGUGCGUGCAUCGCCCACCACGGCCUCAAGGAUGUCUCGCAAAAAGGUGGACAACCGCAUCCGAGUUCUGAUAGAGAAUGGAUUCAGCCAGAAGUACAGAACCCUCUUUGUGGUUGUGGGAGACAAGGGAAAAGACCAGGUUGUUAUUUUACAUCACAUGUUGUCAAAGGCUGCGGUCAAAGCCCGCCCAUCAGUGCUGUGGUGCUACAAGAAAGAGCUGGGUUUCAGCAGCCACCGGAAAAAGAGGAUGCGCCAGCUUCAGAAGAAACUGCAGACAGGAACGCUGGAUGUGAAGCACGAUGAUCCAUUUGAACUGUUCGUGGCAGCGACCAACAUCCGAUACUGCUACUACAACGAGACGCACAAGAUUUUGGGAAAUACCUUUGGCAUGUGCGUGCUGCAGGAUUUUGAGGCGAUGACACCAAAUCUGUUGGCCAGAACGAUUGAAACGGUCGAGGGUGGAGGACUUGCUGUCAUCUUGCUCAGGACAAUGAACUCACUCAAGCAACUGUACACCAUGACCAUGGAUGUCCACACUCGGUUUAGGACGGAGUCGCAUCAAGAUGUGGUCGGAAGAUUCAAUGAGAGAUUCAUCUUGUCUUUGGCCUCGUGCAAGACAUGCAUGGUGAUCGACGACCAGCUGAAUAUCCUUCCCUUGUCGACCCACACCCUCUCCAUCAGUCCUCUGCCUCCAAAGCCACAGGAUGAAAGCCUGAGCCCAAGUGAAAUUGAACUCGGUGACCUGAAGGAGUCUCUUCAAGACACCCAGCCUGUGGGUGUGUUGGUCAGCAGCUGCAAAACGCUUAAUCAGGCGAAGGCAGUCCUGAAGUUCAUCGAGGCCAUCUCGGAGAAGACGCUGCGCAGCACUGUAGCCCUGACGGCCGCUCGUGGUCGGGGGAAGUCCGCCGCCAUGGGUUUGGCCAUCGCCAGUGCCGUGGCCUUCGGGUAUUCCAACAUCUUUGUGACCUCGCCAAGCCCAGACAACCUGCACACGCUGUUUGAGUUUCUCUUCAAGGGCUUUGAUGCCUUGCAGUACCAGGAACACUUGGAUUAUGAGAUCAUUCAGUCCACCAACCCGGAGUUCAACAAAGCUAUUGUGAGAGUCAACGUCUACAAAGAACACAGGCAGACCAUCCAGUACAUCCAUCCUGGGGACGCAGCCAAACUGGGCCAAGCAGAACUGGUGGUGAUUGACGAGGCAGCUGCCAUUCCUCUUCCGCUUGUUAAGAGCCUACUCGGCCCAUACCUGGUCUUCAUGGCGUCUACCAUUAACGGGUACGAAGGCACUGGUCGCUCCCUCUCGCUCAAGUUGAUCCAGCAGCUGAGACAGCAGAGCUCCCAGAGCCAGGUGACAAUGAAGGCGGAAAACAAGAACACAGCCGUGAGCAAGCUCGCGUCAGCACGGACCCUCCACGAAGUCACGUUGGACGAGUCGAUUCGCUACGCGCCCGGAGAUCCCGUGGAGAAAUGGCUGAACGACCUGCUGUGUCUCGACUGCCUCAACAUCCAGCGUGUGUCCGUGGGAUGCCCUGUCCCUGACACUUGUGACCUUUACUAUGUGAACCGUGACACGCUGUUCUGCUAUCACAAAGCAUCGGAGGCUUUCCUGCAUAGGCUAAUGUCUCUCUACGUAGCCUCACAUUACAAGAAUUCGCCAAACGACCUGCAGAUGCUCUCCGACGCGCCCGCGCACCAUCUCUUCUGCCUGCUGCCGCCAGUGCAGGCCACUCAGAACGCCCUGCCAGAGGUCUUGGCCGUCAUUCAGGUUUGCCUAGAGGGUGAAAUCUCGCAGCAGUCCAUAAUGAGCAGCUUGGCGCGGGGCAAGCGAGCAGCGGGAGACCUUAUCCCAUGGACGAUUUCGGAGCAGUUCCAAGACCCUGACUUUGGGAGCUUGUCUGGGGGAAGAAUAGUGAGGAUCGCUGUCCACCCAGACUACCAAGGGAUGGGAUAUGGCAGCCGGGCUCUGCGUCUCCUGCAGAUGUAUUACGAAGGGAAGUUCCCGUGCCUGGACGAGACGGCGUCGCAGACACAGGGCCAUAUCUCCUCCAUCGCCAGCGACGCGGUGGGGCUGCUGGAGGAGACGUUGACGCCCAGGAGAGACCUUCCACCACUCCUGCACAAGCUCAGCGAGCGUCCUACCGAGAGGCUUGACUACCUGGGCGUCUCGUUCGGCCUCACGCCGCAGCUGCUCAAGUUUUGGAAGCGAUCGGGCUUCACCCCCGUUUACCUGCGGCAGACCCCCAACGACUUGACGGGAGAACACUCGUGCAUCAUGCUUAAAGUGCUGAAUGAGGACGAGCAGAUGGAGAGGCCCGAAAACUGGCUCGCGGCGUACUGGAAAGACUUCCGACGGCGGUUCGUGACGCUGCUUUCAUACCAGUUCAGCGGCUUCCUGCCAGCCGUCUCUCUCAACAUCCUGCAGAACCGUAACGUGAAAGAGAAACCGGCUCAAGCACUCAGCAAGUCCGAGUUGGAGGCGACCUUCAGCCCGUACGACCUCAAGCGCCUGGAGAUGUACUCUCGCAACAUGGUGGAUUACCACCUCAUCAUGGACCUGGUGCCAGGCAUCGCUCGCCUCUACUUCACCCACCGGCUGCCCGACAUGUCGCUGUCUGCUGCCCAGCUCGCUCUGCUGCUGGGCGUCGGGCUGCAGCACAAGGCUGUCGAGCAGCUGGAGAAGGAGAUUGACCUUCCCGUCAGCCAACUUAUGGGGCUUUUCAACCGCAUCAUGCGCAAGGCCGUGCAGGUAUUCACCGCCAUCCAGGAGACAGCCAUCGAGGAGCAGAUGACAAAGGUCAAGGAGGUGGUGAUGGAGCCUACAGUCAAAUCCCUGGCCGAGGACCUGGAGGACGCAGCCAAGGAGUUUGCAGAGAAGCACAAGAAGGACUUGGUCCAAAUAAAGGACAUGAACCUCACAGAGUACGUGAUUCGCGGGGACGACAAGGAGUGGAAUGAGGCGCUCAAGAAGGUUGGAUCAAGCGCCAGUGUCGUCAGCAUCACCGGGGAAAAGAGGAAAUCUGCCGAGAAGGACUCUUCACACGACCACAAGAGCAAGAAGUCCUUCCAGAAGGGCAAGCCUGGAAAACCUGGAAAACCUGGGAAACCUGGGAAACCCGGGAAACAUGGUGGCCCAGCCAAAGCCGGCGGCAAAUCCCGGGGCGGUUUUAAAAAACAGAAGUGAAAGAAGUAAAUGUCCUAAUUAGUGGAAAAUAUUCUUUUGCUUUUAACCAUUUUUAUAUUAUUGAUAUUGUCAAUAAUGUCUUUACUUUAAUGACUGUGGUUCUACUUUCAAUGUUGAUUAAAAUUAUAACAUUUUAAUGUAAUGAUGUUUUUGUUGUUUGCAUCGAGUGUCGUGGGAUUUUAUUCCCCGUCUUAAGUUCCACGUGACGGGCUUGUGCUUGAUGUGCCAUGCUAAUGUAAAGUGUUUCAUCUGGGGGGAAAAUCCACGAGGGAUUGAAUACAAUACCAGUCUUUAUUAAUGCAGAUGAACUGCUCAUGUUAUUACUGCCUGGUGGAGUGUAUAAAGCAUUGGCAAGGUAUAAACUAAACUUUUUUUAUUUGACCAGGUAAGGCCCACUGAACUCUAGCUCUUUUUCAGAAGCGAUAUGGCCACAAAUGAUAGCUCAACAGAAGUGGCUUAUGUGGAAAUGUAGAGCAUCCAAAAAAUGACAUCUUGAUCUAUUGUUACUGUGCAAGUUGGCUUCAUUCUAAAACAGCCGGCAUGAAAAUAUCUAUUUUGGUAGAAAAAAUCUACGAUGUGUAAAUUCUGCUGUGAAAUAAAUAGCUCGGAAAAUGG
Messenger RNA from Lethenteron reissneri (Far Eastern brook lamprey), 3869 nucleotides. It is a transcript of the gene NAT10, whose product is annotated as N-acetyltransferase 10. Gene Ontology annotation, cellular component: 90S preribosome; nucleolus. Lineage: Eukaryota; Metazoa; Chordata; Hyperoartia; Petromyzontiformes; Petromyzontidae. The record is from RefSeq and is a predicted model, not a curated record. Gene Ontology annotation, biological process: rRNA acetylation involved in maturation of SSU-rRNA. Gene Ontology annotation, molecular function: tRNA binding; ATP binding; 18S rRNA cytidine N-acetyltransferase activity.